CUCCCCCGCGCGGGGGGGUUGGGGGGAGUUUGGGAGGCGGAGGCGUGGCGAGCAGUCUCAGCCUGGGGCCGCCGGGCGUGCUGGGGUCAUCCCUGGAGCUGUUGGGGGGCGGCCGGUCGCUGCUGCGGGGAAUGUCGCCCCCGCACGGCCGACCGGGGAGCAGCGGAGGACCGGGACUGGUGGGGUCUAGCGUGCAGUCCCUCCGAACCAACAUGGGAAGUCCCUCUUUGGGGCCCUCACGAUUCGCCACUGCUGCUGGCGCCGGCGGCAGCGUCGGGGGGCCUAACGGAGGAGGGAGGUUCCUGUACGGCAGCCUCGGCGGAGGCGGGGGCUUGGCCAGCUCCGGCGCAUUCGGCAGUUUUGAGGAGCUCCUAGCUGCUGCGGCGGCCGCUGCCGGCGAGGGGGGUGCUCCAGCAGGUGGUGGAGGUGGUGGUGGAGGUGGGAGUGGCCAGCUGCUGCCUCCGGUGUUGGAGUUCCACAGUCGCACUGCGGAACUGUCGAUGAAGGUGGACGCCAUCGAGCAGGACCUCAGGCUGGAGCGCAGCAAGACCGAGGAAAUGCGGCGCAUUCUAGCGGACAUUCGCGAACGACUCAACCACCAACGGUCACCAACCGUUAUCGGCGCCGGCGGCACCCCCUCCCCCGGCCUUUCCCCCGCCGACUCCCUUACCUUCCCCGCCGCCGUCUCCGCAGCUGCUGCUGCUGCUUCCGGCUCUGGUCCUAUUAACUACUCUCUUGCCAGCGGUCUAGCUGCUGCUGCUGCUGGCGGCGGCGGCGGCAGUUUCCGUGUGUCUAGUUCGGGUGGUGGUGGUGGCGGUGGUGGCGGUGGCGGUGGUGGGAGGUACGGCAGCAGUGCUGCGGGCGUUCGUUUGGGUGGCCAACAGCAGCCCCAGCAGCCCCAUCAGUAUCCGCUUUCCUCCUCUUCCCUGGAGUAUCCGCACUCUCCGGCCAAGGUCCGAGUCUACGUUGAUGAGGACGCCAUUCGGGAGCAGGAGCGGCAGCGUGCCGUGGAGGUGCUGGCACGGCAGGCGGAGCGACUCAAGCAGCAGAUGCUGCGGGAGCAUGCGGAGCGCCGGCUCGCCACCUCCGCCGCCACCGCAGCAGCCUCCAUGCAGCUGCAAACCCUAGGUGCAGGAGCAGGAGGUGGUGGUGGUGGAAGCGGCGGAGGCGCAGGCGGAGGUGGUGGUGGUGGGCAUGUACGCCGCAGUCGGGAUCCGUCCCGAUCUUCGAAUAACAGAGGAGCAACAGUUGGCGGCGGUGGUGGUGGAGGCGGUGGUGGUUCCCGUCGGACGACCCGGCAUCGGGCAACAGCUUCCGCCAAUUACAGCUCGGACCCGGAUUACGCGCUGCUAGCAGCCAGUGCUGCCGGUGUAGGGCCGGGUUUGGGAAUGGGCUAUGGAAGCUUCGGGAACGGAGUCGGUGACCCACGGGUCAGCCGGCCGCCUAAACCUGGUGGAGGAGGCGGUGGCGGAGGUGGAGGCGGGCCGGUGUCACGGGUAGCGAUGUCUUCCGGGGUCUCCAUGUCAUCGGGCGUGACGUCAUCAUCCGUACCGGCAGCGGCAGCGGUGGGGGGAUCACCUGGGCAGGCUGCUGCAGCAGGAGGAGGCGGAGGAGUGGGAGGGAGGCAGCUGGGCGGCAGCAGGUUCAACCCGCUAACGGAGAGCGCGGAAGAUGCCAUGGCGCUGCCGCCUCCCUCCAUGUUCGCAUCAACCGACUCCAUGCAUGCAACAGCUGCUGCGGCGGGAACGGGUUCAGCAGCACCCUCCCGGCCCCAUUCCGCUUCGGCAGCCACAGGAGCACCAACCUCCUCCUCCCCCUCAGCACCA
Messenger RNA from Astrephomene gubernaculifera, 1826 nucleotides. The record is from the annotation of a GenBank genome assembly. Lineage: Eukaryota; Viridiplantae; Chlorophyta; Chlorophyceae; Chlamydomonadales; Astrephomenaceae.